AUGAAGGAGUUGGGGCUCAACCCACCGACAGCAACGUCGCCCAUCGCCAUCACGGAGCCAUUCCUUCUCUUCACGGUCGAGGGUGUCAAAGAAUUACGCAGAGAUCUUUCGUCCAGAGAUCGUUCGGAAGCACGGAUGAAGGCAGAAGCCGGGAAUCUUUAUCGUCCGCGGGAAUGUGAAGCACUACUGAACGCGGUAUCCCAGGCGGCUGGGGUCGAGCUCGUCCCUGUCUUUGACUACGACAUUGCCCACACCAAUGUCCAAGUCGACGCCGAGAAGGCCAAGAAUGAAGACAUCUAUCAGGACCUUCCCGACGCCGAGCCCCCCAAACAGCCGACGGACCCGUCUUUGAUCGACCAGAAGUUACCGACGGGAGAUAUCAAUGACAAGAAUGCCGUGGUGGGAGACUGGCACAAUGAUGUCUUUCCCUGGGUUUGCGUCCUGAUGUUGUCUGACCCUACCGGGAUGAGUGGGGGAGAAACCGCCUUGCGCAAGGGAGACGGCAGCUUUUUGAAGGUUCGAGGUCCCGAACUGGGAUAUGCAGUCGUGAUGCAGGGAGGGUCCAUCCAUCACGCAGCCUUGAAACAACACGGGGCAGGCGAGCGAAUUACCAUGGUCACCUCACUCCGACCUAAAGACCCCCUCGCCAUCGAUGGGACGACACUAGGCCGAGUCAAGAUUGUGAGUGACCCAGAUGCUCUUUUCAAGCAGUGGACCACGUAUCGGAUGGACGUGGUGUCGGCUCGCGCUUUGGCUCUCAAGAAGAAGUUCGUAGAGGAAUCGCUUAGCGGAGAGGAGAUCAGGGAAGAGAUGAAAAAGUGGGUAGAUGAGCAAAAGAAAUACCUGGAUUUUACAGUGACGGAAAUGGAGCCCUGGACUGGAGAGGAUGAGUCAGACGCAAAUCGUUGGCGAAAGUAG
Capronia epimyces CBS 606.96 is the source of this 918-nucleotide messenger RNA. RefSeq lists its product as uncharacterized. Bases 1 to 918 code for a protein of 305 amino acids. The transcript has 2 exons. Lineage: Eukaryota; Fungi; Ascomycota; Eurotiomycetes; Chaetothyriales; Herpotrichiellaceae. The record is from RefSeq and is a predicted model, not a curated record.